AUGGGAUUGGCAUUCGUCCCCAGCCUGACUUUGGCAACUCCUACGGCGAAGGGCCAGCUGAUCUCGGAGAGCCUUUCUAAGCAGACGUGGAGGUACAUGGAGAAUGUCAUGCGGGCAAUGAGGAGAAGCUUGAAGGAGGAUUCCCAGACGUUGAGUUGGCAACUCCUGCCAGGCAUGCAAAUCCUGCUGAUCCAAUCGCUGUUGAAGCCCCCACUGAAUCUCAGCAGCCUGCUGCAUCUCAGCAGCCUGCCGCCACUGGCAGAAGCAAAGGAUCCAAGAAGAAGGGGGCCGCUGAUUCUGGGAGGGAGUAUGACCAGGCAACCAGGUGGUCUCAGCAUGAGGUCGGGGCUUGCUUGUCUAAAUAAAUGGGACAGCCUGCUGUCUGAGGUGAAGAAGGUCAAGUCUUACGAGACGCGGAGGCCGUCAGGGAAGCCGGGGUACUUCCAAAUGAACCAGACUGAGAAGCGAGAGGUGGCGCUUCCAGCUAAUGUAGACCAGCAAGUCUACAAUCUUGUGCUAGAUGCAACAGCUGGGAAGGCAAGCAUGACACCCCCAACGGUUCUGGAGUCCAGUUCCGAGGGUGAGCGUGGGGAGAAAAGGGAAGACGAUGAGGAUCCUGCUCCGAAAGAUGAAGCCUGGAUGUUUGGAGCAGCCAGACCCGAGGGCUCUCCUUUUGGGGAAGAGAAUGAGCGAGGUUUGAAGCGGAAGGGAAAGUGGGGGGAGCAGAGAAAGGAGCUUGCCAAUACCUUGAAGAGUAACGGGGAGGCGCUGGAGGUCCAGAUGCAGGCCAGCGAGGAGGGAAGGCAGAAGCGACAUGAAGCAACGCUAGAGAUCAGCAAGGAGCAGUGGCAGAUGGACAUGGCAUUGAGAAAGGAGCAACUAGAGAUAGAUAAGAAAAAAAUUGAGCUAGACACAAAGCAGGUGGAUGCCUUAUCACUAAUUGCACAGGCUUUUGCUAAGAUUGCUGAGAAGUAGUUGGAAGAACAGAACUACCAUUUAUGUUUUGUCUUAACAUUGUAUUCAAUCAAGCCCAC
Messenger RNA from Klebsormidium nitens, 1034 nucleotides. The record is from the annotation of a GenBank genome assembly. Lineage: Eukaryota; Viridiplantae; Streptophyta; Klebsormidiophyceae; Klebsormidiales; Klebsormidiaceae.